Messenger RNA from Coregonus sp. 'balchen', 3683 nucleotides. The record is from the annotation of a GenBank genome assembly. Lineage: Eukaryota; Metazoa; Chordata; Actinopteri; Salmoniformes; Salmonidae.
AUGAGGAGCAGGAAUCGCACUGGGACAAGCCCUAAUUAUGUGAGGGACUUCAGCAGCAUGUCCUUGGGCUCCAGAAAUGGCCCCAGGACCAGCAGCAGUGGCUUCUACAUGGGAGGCUCCAUCACGGCAGUGACCAUCAACAAGAGCCUGCUGGCACCCAUCAACCUGGAUAUCGACCCCAAAAUCCAGGCUGUCCGCACCCAUGAGACAAACCAGAUCAAGGGUCUCAACAACCGCUUUGCCACUUUUAUCGAUAAGGUACAGUAUAAAUAGUGUGUUUUUUGCCGCUUGCUGUUUGUCUUUUGUUUGUGUGAAUUUCCAGCUCAAGUGAAAAAUACUGGAAAAAAUAUUAAAAGUCAGAGUUAUUGUGGUAAAUCCAGAAAAUGUAUGUAAAGUGUUAAAAAUGAGGAGUGAGGUGGAUUGCAUCACAUCUUCUUAAUAACGUAAGAGCCCAGGAAUAUGGUUGUGAUGAUGGUAAUGACACUCCAAUCUACAUAAUAAUAAAAUAACCAUUCUUGUAAAGUCAAUAACAGGUUGAAGAUAUUGUUUCCUCCUUUUGAAGUGUCUAAUCCUAGAAGCACACCUCUCACUCUGGGCACUGUUUCCCCGUGUGUGUGUGUGUGUGUGUGUGUGUGUGUGUGUGUGUGUGUACCUGCCUGCCUGCAUUCGUCAGUGCAUGUGUGCCAAACAUGACGUGUGAACUGAGGAGUCCAAACAUCUAUAAUAACAAUAUAUUUUGUUGUGGACCCAAAUCAAUUAUUCAUACGUAUGUGUGUGUGUGUGUGUGUGUGUCACAGGUGCGACACCUGGAGCAGCAGAACAAGAUGCUGGAGACCAAGUGGAAGCUGAUGCAGGACCAGACAACUGGUCCCUCUGACAUUGAGCCCAUGUUCCAGGCCUACAUCAACAACCUGCAGAGACAGCUGGACGAGAUCAACAAUGACAAGGACAGGUUGGACAUGGAGAACAGGAACAUGCACCAUAAUGUGGAGGACUUUAAAUCAAAGUAAGAACACAGUGACGUUAGUCUGGUUGGAGAUCUGUUUGUGCUUUAGCCAAUUCCUCUGUCAUGUUCGUUGUCAUGCAAGACAUGUCUGUCAUGCAUGCUGGGCUGUGACAAAAGCCUUCAUAAUGCGGCUCUUCAGGGCCAGAGUUGGUCACCCCUGUUAUAGACCCUAACCCUAUUCUCUUGCUUUGGCUUGUUCCAGGUAUGAAGAUGAGAUCAGCAAGAGGAACACAGCAGAGAAGGACUUUGUCCUGCUGAAAAAGGUACACUACUGACUGAUAACAUUCCCUCCCCUGACACCUGUACUGUAUUGUUCUACCUGUGUAGAUGUAUUGUAUAGAUAGAGUAUAGCCAGAGUCCCUCUCUGAUCUAAUCUAACUAAUCUGCCCUGGGCCAAAGAUUAAUAAUAGGUAGGGAAAAUAGGCAAAUCACCAAAGGUGUAUUACAAGUGUGCCUUUUAUGUUCAGUAAAGCUUGAGUAUUUUCCAUGUGUGAAAGAUGUGGCUACAACUAGCUAUGUAAACAAGAGUCGGUAAAGCAAACAUCCCCAUAUGAACAGGAGAAAAGGGAUAUGACUUGUGUUAUGUGAGGCUGCAUCAGGUAGGCAUGUCUCUCGGUGUCACAGCUGUUGACUGUCUUCUGAUGUCCUGUAGGAUAUGGACGCUGGUUACCUGUCCACGGUGGAUCUGGAGCACAUGGUGGCUGGGCUGGGAGAUGAGGUCAACUUCCUGAAGGCCUUGUACGAUCAGGUAAAGCAGUGUUCAAUCAUACAUAUAUAUUUUUAAUGCCCCUUUAGUCAAAGAUGCCAAUACUAUAGAGACACAGUAUACAGCACUAUAGAGAUUACAGAACUUACAUUGUUUCUCUCAUGACAGGAGCUGGGUGAGCUGCAGUCUGACGUGAAGGACACCUCUGUUGUGGUUCAGAUGGACAACUCCCGGGGCCUGGACAUGAACCAGAUCAUGGCUGACGUCAAGGCCCAGUAUGAAGACAUCGCUGCUCGCAGUCGGGAGCAGGCCGAGAGCUGGUACAAGACCAAGGUGAGGAGGUCAGUGUUCAGAGGUCAGGGGUUAGAGAAAGAGGAAAUCUUAAGGGUUCAGCCCUAAGGGAGCAGUACAGCAGGUCAAACAGUCAUUCGUAAAAUAAACCUGUCAAUAAUCCUUUGAAACCAGUGAACCUAUAAUGCCUCCCCUUUCCCUGUCGUUUCUGCCCACAUCAGGUUGACAGUUUGGCCGGUCAGGCUGGCCAGGCUGCAGAGGAGCUGUGCAACACCAAGGCUGAGAUCGCCGAGCUGAACCGAUUGAUCAGCCGCCUGCAGAACGAGAUCCUGGCUGUCAAGGGACAGGUGAGCGCCACACCUGACUGGAUGGAGCAAUAAAGAAUCUUAUAAUUGAAGACUGUUUUAAUCAUAGACUAUAGUGUCAGACUGGAUAGAACACCACCUUAUAAUUGAGGAGUACUGUAUGUCAAGGCUUCGUGCCAGACUGGUUUUUGCUUUGGCCAACUUAUCAUUAUCUUGUGUUUGGCACAGCACCAAUGUGGCAUUGUUGAUCGCAGAAACAAUGUUACACCCUCAGGCUAAAGUACCAGUAUGUCUUUGUCUGGGAGGCCAAAGCAACAUUUUAGAAUGGAGCAAUUAAGUCAUACGCCGGAUGGCAUCACGUCUCAGCUCACUGGAUAAAAUUACACCGGCACAAACGGACGACAGAUGAUGAUAGUGUUUAUGCAUUCCUUAACUACAUAGGCCUACGUUAUGCAUACAAUAAUGUAUUCUGGCCUAUAAUGAAAGCCUAAUGACUGUAAAAAUGACCCAUGAUAACAGCGUGGAGCAAACCACGUUUAUUUGUUCUGUUCCAAAGGUCUUCUGAUACAUUUUCCCCCUUAACCCUAUAGAAGGCCAACCUGGAGAGCCAGAUAGCCGAGGCAGAGGACCAUGGGGAGAUGGCCGUAAAGGACGCCAGGGCUCUAAUCAGGGACCUGGAGGUAGCUAUGCAGAGAGCCAAGCAGGACAUGGCCUGCCAGAUCAGGGAGUACCAGGACCUGAUGAACGUCAAGCUGGCCUUGGACAUCGAGAUUUCCACCUACAGGAAACUGCUGGAGGGAGAGGAGACCAAGUAAGGAGAUGAUGAAACUCUGAGGGACUCAAAAGGUCCACUAUGACCAGCUCCUCUGCAUAGACAGCUUCCAAAAUCCAUGAUGCAGAGAUGAUGAAGUCUGUGUAGAGCUGUAUGAUGUUUUUAUUCUCUCUUCCUUUUCCGCCCACAGCUUUGGACAACAAUCUAUCACCAACAUUUCUACCACAAAGCCUUGUUGUAAGUUAUCUUUCUCCCUAAACUACUACAAGUAACAAAAAUACAGAGCCCUGAGCCCGUGACAGCACUAUAAUCUCUAAAGUUAGCAUUUUUAUUCUCCUCUCACAUUCCUUUGCCUUCGAACCUUGUUUUACGACGGCUCAUACUAUUGAUAUGAUUUAGGGAUCGCAAACAGGUGUGGUGAUUGGCAGGAAGAGGGAUAAGGGAAUCUUGAUGGUGGCAUGAGCCUUUGUAAUAACAACCAGCAUCCUCCUCUUUUCCACCCCAGACACCAUGCCGGAGACCAGCUACCAGCAGCCCACCCGGUCUUCUGCUGUCUUUAUCAAGAGGGUGGAAACCACCGACUCCUCCAGAUCAUACCACUGA